CUUUUCUUUUACCACAUACCAAAUCAUGGAAAUUUAUUAUUGAAGUUCCUUAUUCGAAUGUUUGUGGUGUAGGUGUUAAAGAAAAUUUCAAUCAAAUUCUACCGAUUCUUUCCAUUAUUUUCUCAUCAACGCUAGAAGAAAUCACAGAUGAGAAUUAUCAAUUAUCUAUUGCAAAAGAAGAAGAACUCGUAGCUCGAUUCUUAAAAGCAUACGACGAUCGAACUAUCGAUCGUAUAUCAGUAACAACAAAUGAUGGUAUUGAUAUAGACGUUAGUUUCGAACCAAUAACCAACGCUGAUCAAUGUUGCACAUAUAUUUAUAAUUGUAUUCGAAAGUAUGCUCCAGACUUACCGAAAAACAAAAUCUAUGAACUUUCAUUUACGAAAUUUUUAUAUCGUCGUGUACGCUUCUUUGAAAAACAUUACUAUCGUGGGAAUCAAACUAUUAAACGAUUAGGUAGUAUUGCUAUGCAACAGAUGAUUAAUGAAGCAAAAUCUUUAACACAAAUUAAUUUUCGAGAUAGUCAUUAUCCUCGUGUUUAUCUUGUUUAUGAUCCUGAAUUUUCUUUACAUUUAUUACAUGGUGAUUGGAAUCAUGUUUCAUCUGAUCUAAAAAGCCUUCUUGGUACUAAUGAUCCAUUAAAAUCUGAAUAUUAUGCAAAAAAAGAUUAUUAUGCUGAAUGUUUAGCAUGGUUAAUUAAUAUUAAAUAUGAAACAUUUAUGAAAAUUGUUCAUGAAACAAAAUUUAUUCUAACAGAAAAUUUUGCUUAUAAACUUUUUCACGUACAUGAAAGAAAAUUGACAAAAUUAGCUUUAAUAAUUGAAGAUCUAGAAAAUGAUGAUGAAGAUGAAGCUGAACUUCUUAAUCAACGACCGACGCAAAUGCCAGCUCUACCUGCAGCAGCACAACAAGCACAAAACAAUGAAUCGAUUGAUGAUGUUCUAUUAAAAGAAAUCGAACAAUCUUUAAAAAAUGAAGAAUUUAAAAAAACUAUUUUAUAUCAUAUUUGGAAAACGAUUCUAAAUGUUUCAACGGAAAAUGCUACGGGCUUCAACAGCAACUUUAAUUGA
This is a messenger RNA of Didymodactylos carnosus, 1070 nucleotides long. The record is from the annotation of a GenBank genome assembly. Lineage: Eukaryota; Metazoa; Rotifera; Eurotatoria; Philodinida; Philodinidae.